Molecule: messenger RNA, 1530 nt
Organism: Kickxella alabastrina
Lineage: Eukaryota; Fungi; Kickxellomycota; Kickxellomycetes; Kickxellales; Kickxellaceae
Product: 3-oxo-5-alpha-steroid 4-dehydrogenase-domain-containing protein
Exons: 2
Coding region: 183-1148 (321 amino acids)
Biological process (GO): very long-chain fatty acid biosynthetic process
Molecular function (GO): protein binding; oxidoreductase activity, acting on the CH-CH group of donors
Source: RefSeq, a predicted model, not a curated record
GUACUUUUGCUUCUUGUCUUUGCUCACUCGCUAGCUCUGUUAUUAUUCUAUUUUAUACUUUUUGUUGCGGAAUCGCAAGUAGUACAUUAAUACCGCCAUUUCCACCACCAGCAGCAACAACAGCAGCAUCAUCAUCAGCACCAAAAGCAGCCUUUUCAGAUUUAGUUAAUACAUUGUAGAGAAUGCGCAUCAGUAUCGCCAAGCGCUCAGCGUCAAGCGCCAAAGAUGCCUCGAGCAAGGUGGCGUCGCCAUCAUCUUCUUCAGGCGCCAGUUCGCGCUAUCCGUUUACUGUCGAGGUUUCUGACAACGCAACCGUCGACGAUCUCAAGGCGGCUAUCGCCAGCAAUGUCAAGUCGAUGUACCCCGACCGCCAGCGCCUGACGUUUGGUGACAAAAAGACAGUGCUCGAGUCGGGCGACUCACUGUCCAAGUACGGUGUGAGAAACGAUGACACGGUGUUCAUCAAGGACCUCGGUCCUCAGAUUGGCUGGCAGACGGUGUUCUACAUUGAGUAUCUGGGCCCCAUCAUCUUCCACUACAUUGUGUACAACUUCCCGCGCAUCUUUUACGGCAUGAGCUUUGAGCACAGCGAAAUCCAGCGCCGCGUGUAUCUGCUGGUCAUGGCGCACUUUGUCAAGCGCGAGCUGGAGACGGCGUUUGUUCACCGGUUCAGCCAUGGAACCAUGCCGCUGAUGAACGUGUUCAAGAACUCAUUCCACUAUCACAUGCUGUCGGGGCUCAACCUGGCUUACUGGGUGUACGCACCGGCCUCAGGGCAAGGCACGGCGCUUGCAGCUAAGCUCGGCAACCCGCUGCUAAUGGCCAUCUUCACGGGUGUUUUCCUGUUUGCAGAGCUAUCGAACCUGUCGACGCACAUCACGCUGCGCAACCUGCGCCCGCCAGGCACGCGGGUGCGCAGAAUCCCCCAUGGCUACGGCUUCGACAUAGUGAGCUGCCCCAAUUACCUGUUCGAGUCGCUGGCCUGGGUUGCCAUUGCUGCCAUGACGCGCAACUUGGCCGCCGUGCUGUUCCUGAUCGUGUCAUCCGGCCAGAUGUACGUGUGGGCUAUCAAGAAGCACAAGCAGUACCGCCGUGAGUUCCCCGACUACCCCAAGUCGCGCAAGGCGAUGAUCCCACUUAUCGUCUAGAAGAAGGAAAUGCGAGCUUUGGCCAAGUCUCUCUUGCACCUCUAUUUUCAAUUCAAUGACAAUGCUUAAACGUCGAGAAACCUGGCUCCCCCUUGGCCAAACUCAAAUUCAAAUCAAAACCGAAUUGUUCCUUGAUGAAAAGAAAUCAAGUGCGGAUCAACAAUGAGAAAUUUUGCUCCAGCUUUUUUUCCUCAAAGUUUCAGCUGUUGCACUGUCUGUGCGCCCGCAGCCCUCUGCUGAUGAUGACAAAACCCAAACAAUGGAACACCGGCCAUCGCUGGUCCCCUCUCCUGGUGCCAUGAUGACCUUUCCCCAAGAAAAAAUUACAGGCGAGCUCGCCCCACUUUCUUGAAAUUUUCUUUCUCUUCUGCUUAUUUUUUUU